AUGAAGUUCCCUCUAUGCGUGGGCUACAUAGCCAUCUGGAUUCUGACUGUAGCUUUUGGCUUCCCUCUUGAUCCAUCACUAGAUGAAGCCUGGAUCAGCUGGAAAUCAUUCCAUCAGAAGCAGUACCAAGAGGAUGAUGUGAAUUACAGAAGAAUGGUUUGGGAGCAGAACGUAAGAUACAUUGAACAACAUAACAUGGAGCAUUCAAUGGGGAAGCAUACAUUUACUGUGGGAAUUAACCAGUUUGGCGACAUGACUCCAGAGGAAUUCAGGCAACUUCUGAAUGCAAGCAGGAUAAAGGAAGCUGAGAACUCAACUUGCAAAGUAUUCACAGCACAGGAGAAUGCCCAGUUGCCUCCAAGUGUUGAUUGGAGGCCUAAGGGCUACGUUACUCCAGUGAAGGAUCAGGGCCAGUGUGGUUCCUGCUGGGCAUUCAGCACCACCGGAGUACUGGAAGGACAGGUGUUUAAGAAAACGGGAAAGCUUAUUUCCCUGAGCGAACAGUACCUGAUGGACUGCAGCAGAGUUGUAGGCAAUGCCGGCUGUGGUGGUGGAUCUGUCAUGGCCGGCUUCUUAUUCAUUAAAGAAAAAGGUAUUGCUUCCGAGCAGUCCUAUCCCUACACUGCUAAGGAUGGGGAUUGUAAAUCCAAACAAAGCGACAUAGUUGCCACUUGCAAAGGAGUCAAGCAAAUUCCGAGAAACUCUGAAACGGAUUUAGCGGCAGCAGUGGCCACGGCUGGACCAAUCUCAGCUGGCAUCGACGCAGAGCACAGGUCCUUCAUGUUGUACAAAGCGGGAAUUUUUUAUGAGCCUCACUGCAGUACUGUGAAUCUCGAUCAUGGAAUUUUGGUGGUCGGAUAUGGAAUGGAAAAUCAGAAACCAUAUUGGAUUGUAAAAAACAGUUGGGGACCAAGUUGGGGCAAUGAAGGUUACGUCCACAUGACUAAAGACAUGGAUAACAACUGCGGAAUAGCUUCAAAUGCAGUUUAUCCUGAGGUGUGA
Molecule: messenger RNA, 1002 nt
Organism: Amblyraja radiata (thorny skate)
Lineage: Eukaryota; Metazoa; Chordata; Chondrichthyes; Rajiformes; Rajidae
Product: cathepsin L1-like
Exons: 7
Coding region: 1-1002 (333 amino acids)
Biological process (GO): proteolysis
Molecular function (GO): cysteine-type peptidase activity
Source: RefSeq, a predicted model, not a curated record